Messenger RNA from Pieris napi, 1940 nucleotides. It is a transcript of the gene serpin-2, whose product is annotated as antichymotrypsin-2-like. Lineage: Eukaryota; Metazoa; Arthropoda; Insecta; Lepidoptera; Pieridae. The record is from RefSeq and is a predicted model, not a curated record. Gene Ontology annotation, molecular function: serine-type endopeptidase inhibitor activity. The transcript has 9 exons. The coding region runs from base 246 to 1448 and encodes 400 amino acids.
AAGUCUCAAAAAAAAAAAUUACUAUUAUCAACAAAUACCUUAAAGCCACGUAAGGUAAACAAAUCAAUAGCCGGCAACGAAACUUAUUGCAGUAUCGUAAUAGCGAUUAUCAAUAAAUAAUAGUAACUAGUAAGCAGUUUGUGAUUUAUCAAGUAAAUACUAUCCGUAAUCAGUGCGAUAACAAGCGGAUUUUGAUUAGAACAAUUAUGAGACACUUCGUAUAGUUGUAAAUAAUUUUUUGUCAGAUGCGGUUUUACAGUGUACUAUUACUACCAAUAUUUUUAAAAGCUGUUGCAUCUUCAAUCAUGGAUUCAAAGACGCUAUCUUCAUCCAUCGCUAAAUUUUCUGCCAAGUUCUGUAAUGAACUAGACAAGUCAACCAGUGUGGUUGCAUCUCCAUUAUCUGCUGAAUACAUUCUUGCUCUUGUGGCUUUGGGAUGUGAAGGUCCAGCACAUGAAGAGAUAUUGCAAUCCCUUGGAUUCCCUGAAGAUGAUGCUAUUCGCUCAUCUUUCUCUAGCAUGUCAUCUCAAUUGAAAUCUAUUAAAGGUAUUACUUUGAAUGUGGCUAACAGAGUGUAUAUACAAGAUGGGGGAUACAAGCUAAACAGUGCCCUUGAGAGUGAUGCUAUUAAAGUGUUUGAUGCUGGCCUUAAAACAAUUGACUUUGGAAGUGGAAAGGCUGCUCAAGAAAUCAAUAAGUGGGUGGAGAGCAAAACCAAUCAACGCAUUAAGGAUUUAUUAACAUCUGACAGCGUUAACAGCGACACUCGCCUUGUCUUGGUGAAUGCAUUGUACUUUAAGGGAACCUGGUUGAAACCAUUCCAUAAGAUGAUGACAUAUGACCGUCCAUUCUACCUUGAUGAGAGUACCACAGUGGACAUUCCGAUGAUGAGUGCCAAAGAAGAGUUCUUUUAUGGUGAAAGCAAGGAUCUUGGAGUUCAGUACCUAAAAAUGCAAUAUGAGGGCGAGGAAGCCAGUAUGCUGGUCGUCCUACCGGAAAAGGUCGACGGUUUGAAUGAUGUUAUUAAGAAGCUGGCUGAUGGUUAUGACCUGUUGGCUGAUGUGGAGACUUUGGAGGAGACCAAAGUGGAUGUCACGAUCCCCAAGUUCAAGAUUGAGACCGAGAUUGACCUCAUGGAAGUUCUUCCUAAGCUCGGAAUCAAAACUAUAUUCGAGCCUGCAGACUCCGGACUUACCAGGAUGUUAGAUAGUGGCGAGAAGUUAUUUGUGUCUAAGGGAGUGCAAAAAGCAUUCAUUGAAGUCAACGAAGAAGGAGCAGAAGCUGCUGCUGCCUCUGUGGGUGUGGUCAGAACUCGACGCUCCUUGAAUCCACCACCGCUAAUCUUCGCGGCGACAAGAGAAGCCCUAUGGUGCGUCAUUAUCAAAGGCCAGAUGGCGUUUGUGGCCCGCUAUAAACCAGACAGGACACAGCUUCGUACCGAACUCUAAGACAACGUUAAUAUUACAAGCGUCAGGAAAAUUGCGCGUUAUGUUGCUCGAUGGAUAUUGCUAAAAGCGUUAUCAACUAGCUAACAUGUCGAGUAGAGAUAACAAAGAGACGAGAGUUAUUUGUUUCUCUUCUUGUCUAUGGAGUUUGUAAUGUCACGUGACCAAGCUCGAGCAUUUGCGUGUUUAAAGUGGUCAUUGUCCGUGUUCACAAAAUACUUGUCUAUGGUUUCUUAACAGCUUACUGAGUGCUUUUUAAUCUCUCGCGAUAAAACAGUUAUCAUAGACAUUCCUUUUGAUGUUUGACAAGUUAAAUAGUGUCCAAGCAUGUUAACUCGUUGAUAACGUAACACUAACAGCUAUGCUCAGAGUCGUUUAGUAAUAACGGUUAUCCCAUUAGUCAAGAUAAGUUCACAGAAAAAUUGUAGAAAAAAGCUUAUGAAAUCGCCAUUCGAGAUAAUUAAAUGACUCUGACUACGGGUCUUAGUGUAAGCA